AAGCCACCCACCUACAAGUGUUACUCUUAAUCAAUGGACAUCUCUAAUUGACAAGAAGUGGAAUAGUAAAGAAUUCAUGGAACAAUCACUAACUAAUGUGAAUAAUAGGAUGCAAAUGAAAACAAAACAUAGAUGUGGAUCAAAAUCAAUCCCGAUAAUUGCAAAUGGAGAAGUUCCUGAUUUGGCAAAGUUUUACAAGUCCAUCCACUAUAAUUCGAACACACAUGAAUGGAUUUCGUCGGAGAGCCAAGCUAAUUAUGACAACAUGAUAAAGACGCAAGCCGAACACCUCUCGCAGACUGGUGUGAUCCCUUUAAGCCAAGAGGAGUUGUCAGUUAAGGUACUUAAGCCAAGGUCAGGUUAUGUGAAAGGACUCGGCUUGAGGCCUUCUUCUUCUAUGAAGACUACUGUUGUACCUGCUGAAAAUAGUGACUAUGUUCAACGCCUUGAGAUGCAAAUAGCACAGCAAAAUGAACAAAUAGCAAGGUUUCAAAAGUCAGAGAAGAAACAAAGCAAGAAGAUACAAAGUAUCAUAGAGUGUUUGACGCAGAAAGGUAUCACGGGAAAUUUUGAGAAUGGGGAAAGUUCAGAUUCUGAUGAACAAGCUUCUUGAUUGGAGAUGAACGAAUUUGAUAACCUGCAUAGCAAGAGUUUUUUGUUGAUAUUACCAGACACAUCCAUCAUAGUGUAGUUGUACUUUUUGUUGAUAUUACCAAACAUGUAUUUUGACUAUGUUGUUGUGGGUUAUGAUUAUAUUGUGAUGGAUCUUAUCUUUUUGUUGA
This is a messenger RNA of Camellia sinensis, 782 nucleotides long. The record is from RefSeq and is a predicted model, not a curated record. Lineage: Eukaryota; Viridiplantae; Streptophyta; Magnoliopsida; Ericales; Theaceae.